This is a messenger RNA of Struthio camelus australis, 2716 nucleotides long. The record is from RefSeq and is a predicted model, not a curated record. Lineage: Eukaryota; Metazoa; Chordata; Aves; Struthioniformes; Struthionidae.
GCUCCAAACAUCGGCAUUGUACCCUUGACCUUAAAUACACCUAGGGGAGCAUGAAAAUGGCAAGUCCUAUAGAAUUAGCUCAUGCUGGAUUUUACCUUGUUCCUAACCCUACUUACUGUUUUGGGGGAAUAUUCUUUCUUUUCUCUUUCAGAGUUUAGCUUUCAGAUAUUUUACUUCGUGUGAAUUUCUCGUCCAUCGCCAAUAUGCAAAUGUUACAAUUUAUGUUAUUGUUAAUAAUUGUAUCUAGGGGCUCAGGACGUCUUGAGGAAAAUAUCAUAUUAAAACUUAUCAAGGGGUUUGCAGAUAUAAUAAAUCUAACCCAAAUCACAGCCUGCUUGCCCAUGCCAGGGUCAGCUGAUUCCUUCCUACCAAUUGGGCUUAUACCGUUAUAUGUAAAUUUUACUAGUGCUACUGAUAAAGGUGAAGCAAAUGGAAUGUAUGACGUAGACUUGACUGAUUAUAAUAACCAAUUAAAAGGGUGGAAGAAUGAAGACCACUCUUUAAAAUAUACAUAUCCAGUAAAUACAUCUUGGUGCAUAGGUGCAACACCUAAUCUAAACCAGUCUAUGUUUUGGAAUUGUCAGCGAGUACUGGAUUGUUUUGAUUUGAAUGAUGUAAGCCCAUAUCUCUCGGUGACUCGAGUUCUCAAUGCAAGCUGCGCUUGUGCCCAAACCCCAAUACCCGAGACCAAAAGGGAGGAAUGUCGUACCAGUGCUAUUAAACCGCCUGUGGGAAUGAUAUGGGCAUGUUCAGAUGGAAAUUUACAUACUGAACUGCCGUAUAGCAAUGUGCAUCACAGUCGUGUCAAACGCCACUCUGAUGCUAUCUUUACUGACCGCUAUAGCCGCCUUCGAAAGCAGAUAGCCGCAAAAAAAUACUUAGGUUCAGUGCUACCUAAAGGGAAAACUGAGGGAGAACUAGAUCCUGCUAAACUCCAAGAUGAAACAGGAGUCCUUGAACCUUCUUUUCCAAAAACCCAUAUUAAUGUGCCUCUACAAUGCACCCUGGGCAUACCUACUCUUUGCCCACAGUGGCGUGAUUCCCCAGUCACGCCAAAAUAUUGGACACACCACAAAACAGAUGACAUCACAGCGUGGGAAAAACCUGGAUUUUGCACUGGGACCUCAUGGGCCCUUGAAGGCAUGUUCUCUUUAGGAGCAGUGAACGCACCAAACCGGGCCAUAUUAAGCAAAUUAACAUACCAGGCUGAGGCUUUAGUGAAUGCCACCCACAAUUCUGUUGGGUUAAUUAACAAACAACUUCAAGCUACAUCUAAAAUGACAUUGCAAAACCAUCUUACAUUAGAUUUGUUGCUACUAAAGCAAAAGGGGGUGUGUGGCUAUUUAGGCUCAUCAGAAAAUGAUUGCUGUAUCUUUAUACCAAACGUAACUUCUGAUUUAGAACCACAAUUACAUUCCAUGCAGCUUGUGGCCCAAGACACUCGGGAAUUAAGGGAUAUUAUGAGCAACAGUUUAUUAGGGAAAUUAGUUAACAAAUUUGGUUUUUCUGUGGCAGGCUGGAUUCAAAGUUUGUUACAAUGGAUACUGGUUAUUAUCAUUAUUAUAACAGGAAUAAGCAUUACUGUAAAGCAUAUCAAAUGAAAUAUGACUCAAGCAGUCCUAGAGAUAACUGUAACACCAGUGGAUAUGCCACACCCUGGACCUGUAUGUUAAACUGUUUCUAUUGUAUCAUUUGUUGUUGUUAAAUCUGUAAGGGUUCAUUUUUGGGGUGUGACUACGGUCACAGGGUGGAAGUGUGGUGGUAACCCCCCCACUGGGAAUAAUGGGUAGACCUCGUGUCUCUCUGCCCUGUCUGUAAUUGACCCCAUCGACCGAAAUCUGCCUGCUCGCAGUUUCCCCCCCAACUUGGCACCCCAGCAACAGGGUCCUGAGUGGCAGAGCUGAAGACCUUAGGACCCACCAGAGGAAGGAGCCAGGUACCUGUCAACCCGGGGAACGUUGGAGACUUCGCCAUCACCUUCGAGCAUGCUCCAAACUACCACCAAGUAAGGUGUAUGACCACACCCCACCCCAAACAGGCUAUAUAAGGCAGCACAGCGGAGGAGACUUUGGAGCGCUGUGUGUCAGCGGGAGAAGAUCCACCUGACUCGAAGCAGCUGGUCUGCGGAGGCGGCCUACGCUCCCCUCUGGGUCGGGACGCCGAUCCAGAGCUGUGGUGGCGUCCGGCAGCAUCUAACCGGUGCAACCCGCUGUUACGGCGAGCGAGUGGAUUGCCACCCCACCCAUAAUCCGGGUAAAGGAGGGCUUGGAGGGAACUGGGAGAUUUGCCUUUCUCCUCUCCUUCUCCUCUCCUUCUCCCCCCACGUGUUGGUCAUUUGAAAGGCCUGUCGUAUUUCAUAAGAGUUCUUGCUCCGUAGAGGCUCAGAUAGCAAUUGCCUAUUUGGUGAUUUGUUCUUUGUUUGUGCACCUACUUACUUACUUGCCUUAUGUAAAUAGUUUGGCGUCCUGUGUUGUUGUGACUAGAAGAUAGAUGCGUUAAUGUGUAUUGUUACGACUGAUCCUCCAUACUGUUAAUCACUAUUGAAUAUUUUCAUUGAUAGUUGCUAGUUAUUAUUUGUUGAUUGUUUGUUACUAUAUUGUGAAUGUUUACCAUCAGCAAACCCUGCUCCAAAGACACCCAAAGAACCUGAGAGGUGGGCAGGGGUUAGUUUAAUAAAAGAGUUAAAGACACCAUGGCUCGGUUUCUCUUCAGGCAC